This is a messenger RNA of Fusarium vanettenii 77-13-4, 1395 nucleotides long. RefSeq lists its product as uncharacterized. NCBI's taxonomy places the organism in Eukaryota, Fungi, Ascomycota, Sordariomycetes, Hypocreales, Nectriaceae. Bases 199 to 672 code for a protein of 157 amino acids. The transcript has a single exon. The record is from RefSeq and is a predicted model, not a curated record.
GCUGGUUUGCAUUGCAUGCUGAGAAGCUUGUCAAUUCCUUGCUUACCACACUGAAUCACCAAAUCAAUUCACCCCACACACUUACACGCCUAUUCCCUUUCAACAACAAGAAGAACAACAACGCGCACUCACUCACUCUCUCAUCCACUCUCGCCUACCUAUUCCACUUACAACACUCACAUCAACAUCACAUCCACAAUGGCCAUCCGAGAACACUUCCGCCGUGCUCUGCGUUCCGACGCUUCCGGCUCUCAACUCGAUGCUACUACUCCUGGAAAGAUCACUGCCACCAUCACAAAAUCCAGCCAGACCAGCGACAAGUCGUCCUCAUCAAAGUCUUCCUUUACAGAGAAGCUGUCUCGUGGCUGGACGUGGGGGUCCAACAACCGGGAGAUCAAGGCCCGCAAGCCAAAGAACAAGGGCAAGAAGAAGAUCGUCCACCCCAGCGAGAAGCCCUUGACGGCCCAGAACCUCGAGCACCAGGAGAUGCUCUCUCACUUCCAAUGGAAUUUUGGCGCCUCCCGACCCGAGCAGAUUGAGGAUGAUGACUUUAUCGGCAUCAGCCCCUGCUGCACCCGCGCUCCUAGCGUCGUCGACUUUGCUCUUGACCGCGACAGCGACAGCGAUGGCCGUUCCUCAUCAUCUUCGUCCUCUUCCAUCAAGUCGGAUUAACUGAUUCCCUGAACCGGCAUGGUCGGCUUUGAUGGAUGGGCGGGCAAUGCAACCGGGCACGCCGGAUCUCGAUAGGGCGAACUGCCAGAGUUCUAGAACCACGUUCCAACGACCGCCACCCACAACGACAUCAACGCUACGCUACGCAGCAAGGCACACGCACACCGCUCACUUCGGUGAUUCAACUGGGGCUGAUCUUCGACAUUGGGCCCCUCAAUUCGCUCAUCUUCUUUGAUCCCAACUGGGACUGACCCCCAUGUCACCUCACGGUUUUCACCGAUUGGGUGACACACUCCAUCUCCAGAUCAGCGUCCGUCCCAAACAGGGACAGCAACUGACGAUCACGGGGACAGUCUCGCCUUUAGCGGGUACUCCUUUUCAACAUCACUUCCUUCUUCCCAAGUUAUGCCUUGGCAAUGAAUUACAAAAUAAAGGCAGCCAAACAAAAGCAGUGCGCAUUGGCUGUCUUUCAUCGCUGGGACGAUGAAAUAAUCCCUUAUCCCCGGCUUCGGUGUCUCAUCCACCGAGCCGCAUGAUUGACACAGAAACACCACAAGAGAGUGGUACGAAUUGCAUUUUUGGAUUUAGCGAUUGGCAUUGGGAGGUUUUCUCUGCAUAAGCAUUUCGGUCAUGGUUUGGGCAAAAAACAUAGACCAGAUAUGAGGGCGUUCAAAUUGAAUAGACCUUGACAAAGGCUUUUACAAUCUUUAACACAUUGUUUCC